Molecule: messenger RNA, 3316 nt
Organism: Juglans regia (Persian walnut)
Lineage: Eukaryota; Viridiplantae; Streptophyta; Magnoliopsida; Fagales; Juglandaceae
Product: rho GTPase-activating protein REN1-like
Exons: 22
Coding region: 264-2837 (857 amino acids)
Biological process (GO): signal transduction
Source: RefSeq, a predicted model, not a curated record
GAAAUGCACGUUCCUGAACAGUAAUUUUUUUUUUCAAAUUUUCUAUUUGCGGGAGUUUCUUUUACGGCUGCGGCAAUUGUUUGAUUAGGUUAUUCAUGGGAGGCUUUGUUGUUAGAUAGUUGUUUUUUGGGAGGGUGUUUGCUUGUUUUGUGCUUGAUCUUUGAAUUGCAUUACGACUUUGAUCGUUGUGGGUUUUCAAAGGUGGUGUUUGAUCUAGCUUGCUGAUUUUUCUGGGAGAUGAUUCUGUGAUUCAGGAUCAGACGAUGACUACGCGAAAUGCGGAAUCGUCUCAGGGAGAUGGCGGCAUUCCUCCUCCCCCUCCUCCACCGCCCGGUCCGCCUGAUCAUCUGUUUUCUCGUGGUGUCAAUACGGUUUUCAAGAGUGGGCCACUUUUUAUAUCAUCCAAAGGAAUUGGAUGGACAUCCUGGAAAAAAAGGUGGUUUAUUUUGACACGCACUUCCCUGGUUUUCUUCAGAAGCGAUCCAAGCACUGUUCCUCAAAAGGGGAGUGAAGUGAAUUUGACGCUCGGUGGGAUUGACCUCAACAAUUCAGGCAGUGUGGAGGUCAAAGCAGAUAAAAAACUCCUGACUGUGCUCUUUCCUGAUGGACGUGAUGGACGAGCAUUCACACUUAAGGCUGAAACCAUGGAGGAUUUAUAUGAGUGGAAGGCUGCACUUGAGAAAGCCUUGGUGCAAGCACCAAGUGCUGCUCAUGUGAUGGGGCAAAAUGGUAUCUUCAGGAAUGAUCAGAAUGAUUCAGUUGAUAAUUCUUUGGAACAGUUGAAGGAUAGACAACCUGCCAAAUCUACAGUUAUUGGAAGGCCAGUUUUGCUUGCUUUGGAAGAUGUUGAUGGAGCUCCAUCGUUUUUGGAAAAAGCCCUUAGGUUUAUAGAAGAGUAUGGAGUCAAAGUAGAAGGGAUCUUGCGUCAAGCUGCGUAUGUUGAUGAUGUUGAACAGCGAGUUUGGGAAUAUGAACAAGGAAAAUUUGAGUUUUCACCAGAGGAGGAUCCACAUGUCGUUGCUGAUUGUGUCAAGUAUGUCCUCCGGGAGUUGCCAUCAUCUCCAGUUCCCGCAUCUUGCUGCACUGCACUAUUAGAAGCAUUUCGAACUGAUCGUGGUGUUAGAGUCAAUGCUAUGCGUGGAGCAAUAUGUGAAACAUUUCCAGAGCCUAAUCGCCGCUUAUUGCAGAGAGUACUUGUGAUGAUGCUAACUGUGGCUUCUCACAAAGCUGAGAAUCGAAUGAGCACUUCAGCUGUUGCUGCUUGCAUGGCACCCUUGCUUCUGCGUCCCCUUUUGGCUGGAGACUGUGAAAUUCAAAAUGAUUUUGAUGUUGGCGGUGAUGGUUCUGUGCAGCUUCUCCAAGCAGCUGCUGCAGCUAACCAUGCUCAAGCCAUUGUUAUAACUCUAUUAGAGGAGUAUGAUAACAUAUUCGGGGAAGAGUCCAUGUCUCCUGAAAUAUACACUGACUCGGAAGAGAGUGGAAGUCAGAGUGAAGAGGCAACUGAUGACGAUGAGUCCUAUGGAGAUGAUGAACAUGGUGAUGCAACACAGGAGUCUGAUGCGGAUGAUGAUCUUGAAAAUGUCUCAAAUGAAUCCUGCAGCGAGAGUGGUGACUCUGGAGACGAAUAUUUCUGUGAUGCUAAGGAUUCUGGUGCUUCAAAUUCGGACUCCAAGUUCCCUGAAUCAGGUGGUGUUUCUGGAGCCAGUCAGAAGUUGUCAUCAACUUCAUUUGAAGCUUCACUGCCUCAACAUUUUGUUCCCAAAAUCGGGAGUCAUUCGAACCAAAGCAAUAAUGGUUCAAAAAUGCAGGCUAUUGAGUCUGCUGAACUACUAGGAGAUGUUUCUAAAGAACCAAUUUUGGUUCCUCCUCGUGCUUGUCCUGUUCCAACAUCAUGCUUUAAAGUACCUACAGCCAUAUCUAAUGUACCUGAACAUAAUGCUAGGCAUCAAUCAAUGUGGAAACGUACCUCUGGAAGGAAGAACCUUUCCAUGGAGUCCAUUGAUUAUUCUGUAGAAGAUGAAGUUGAAAUCCAGAGGCUUGAAGCCUCUAAAACUGAAUUGCAAAACAGAAUUGCAGAAGAGGCUAAAGGAAACACAGUUCUGCAAGCAAGUCUGGAAAGAAGAAAGAAGGCCUUGCACGAGCGUCGUCUAGCUCUAGAGCAAGAUGUCGCAAGACUUCAGGAACUGUUGCAAAAGGAAAGAGACCUGAGGGCAACUCUUGAAGCCGGAACUCAGACUUAUCAUGGGCAUUUACCUGGUUUAGCCACUAUUGAUGAAAAGACAAAGGCAGAGCUUGAGGAAAUUGCUCAGGCAGAGGCAGAUAUUAACAAUUUGAAGCAGCAUGUUGAUGACCUUGAAGCACAGCUUAAUCAAUAUCGUGAACAAAACUAUGGUUCUAUGCAUGCUUUGUACAAUCGACCGCAACAAACUCCAAAUCAUCAAGCAAAACUAAAAGAUAAACAGAAGGAUACUGAUGGCACACCAACUGUACUUGUUGAAGGGUCAAGAAAUAAGCAGGAAGCAAAUCCAACAACUGCUGCACUCUCCAAGUUGACAAUGAGGCUCAACUUUCUGAAGGAACGGCGUAGCCAGAUAGCAAAUGAACUCCAUGUUAUGGAUAAAGGCCAAGGAUCAGGUCAACUUGUCCAAAACCUGGACAAGAAUCAAGGAUUUGAAGUUCAAUCUGUCCAAAAUCCAGACAUAAGUGAAGGAUUGGACUAUUGUACAUUACCUGCCAACCCUCACAGAAAGGUGGGAACUGAAGGCCAAUCAAUUCAGAAAGGUUCAGAAAAUCAGAAGGCCAAUCUUUUCUUCCACCCAAGGACAAAUUCUAGAUGAUACCAGGUCUUAUACCAUCACUCGGUGAUUGUUUUGUGCAUUUCAUGUUGCUUUUGUAGUCUAACAAUCUGAUUCAUGGAAGUUGUUGGAUAGAAUUGACACAAGGUUGAGUUUGAUACCAAUAUGAAGCUCGAGUCUCUACACCCCCCAAGCCUAAUGAUGUACAGGUCAUCCACUUCCAUGACGUAAGCUUAUAUGUAAUCAUGAUUCCUGAUUUUUGCUGGAUCAAAGACAAAGCAUGGGUUUUCUUUUAAUGAAUCACAUCUGUAAUCUUGUUGUAUCGGUAAAUUGAAUAUCUAAUCUUAUUGGAGUUGCUUGGUGUAAAUGGACUAAACCUGGGGGAGAAAAUCCCAGGUUCAAGCCUCCCAUUUUGAAGGGGUUUUCUUUUCAUUGGAUGGAGGGAUGGAUAGAUUAAGUUAACAAUGACUUGUGUGUAUGGGAGGUGGUGUAUUUAACUGUAUAUAUGAUUUGCAUUUUCU